GUGUGGUGAAAUCACUGCACAAAUCACAUGUUGCUUAAAGUGUGUCCCGACUGCUCGCUGGUGUUGCAUGCGAGUAGGAUUACCGCUUAUUUUUUAUUUUUACGAUGGCCACGUCAGAGAUAAUUGGAGCUUGAAGUAUAGACGCCAGCUCCAACUGUUUACAUGUCGACAGAGAGCGGUUGUCGCUGCCACACGGACGGACUUCGCCUGACCACCGCGGAGCAGGGCAGCCAGUCAAGAUGGACACCGCCGACGAAGGAGACAUCUGCCGGGUCUGUCGGUCGGAGGGGACCCAGGACAAGCCGCUCUACCACCCCUGUGUCUGCACCGGCAGCAUCAAGUUUAUCCAUCAGGAAUGCCUCCUGCAGUGGUUGAAACACAGCAGGAAAGAAUACUGUGAAUUAUGCAAACACCGGUUUGCAUUUACACCAAUCUACUCUCCAGACAUGCCCUCGCGCUUGCCUGUCCAGGAUAUCUUUUCGGGGCUUGUCACCAGUGUCGGAACUGCCAUCAGAUACUGGUUCCACUACACACUGGUGGCAUUCGCCUGGCUAGGUGUGGUGCCUCUCACAGCAUGUCGUAUCUACAAGUGUUUGUUUACUGGCUCUGUGAGCUCACUCCUUACCCUCCCGUUAGAUAUGCUUUCAACACAAAACCUGCUCGCAGACUGUCUCCAGGGUUGUUUUGUGGUCACGUGCACACUGUGUGCCUUCAUCAGCCUGGUGUGGCUCAGGGAGCAGAUUGUCCACGGCGGCCCCCCUCAGUGGUUGGAGCAGAAUCAACCCCCUCUGGUUCCCAACCAGCCCAACGGCCCUGCUGCACCAGCCAAUGACGUACCGGGUGGAAACGCUGCAGUCAACGUCCAGGUGGCUGCAGAUGCCGCUGUAGCACAGCAUCCAGCGGCAGAUGGACUGGCUCCUGCCGACCCACAUGAAGACGGCAACCAGGAAGACGAGGCUGAACUUGACGAUGACGAAGACGAAGAUGGGGAGGAAGAUGAGGAGGAGGAUGAGGACGGCAGGGAAGAGGAUGCCGCUGGUGCCAAUAAUGGAGGACAAGAAGAUUUGAACUGGAACGCUCUGGAGUGGGACCGUGCAGCAGAGGAGUUGACCUGGGAAAGGAUGCUGGGACUUGAUGGCUCCCUAGUUUUCUUGGAGCAUGUCUUCUGGGUGGUGUCUCUCAACACACUCUUCAUCCUUGUCUUUGCUUUUUGUCCAUAUCACAUCGGCCAUUUCUCAGUGGUUGGACUGGGCUUUGAAGACCAUAUCAAAGCGUCACACUUUGAUGGCCUCAUCACCACCAUACUGGGAUACAUCCUCCUGGCUGGAGCUCUCAUGAUUUGCCACGUCCUGGCUUCAUUAGUAAGGUUCCAGCGGUCCAGACGUCUCCUGGGUGUCUGCUACAUCGUUGUCAAGGUGUCCCUGCUGGUUGUCAUGGAGAUAGGCUUGUUCCCACUGAUUUGUGGUUGGUGGCUCGACAUUUGCUCACUGGAGAUGUUUGAUGCCACUCUGAAGGACAGGGAGCAGAGUUUUGACUCUGCUCCUGGCACCACCAUGUUCCUCCACUGGCUGGUCGGCAUGGUCUACGUCUUCUACUUUGCCUCUUUCAUCCUUCUGCUCAGAGAGGUGCUUCGGCCUGGUGUGCUGUGGUUCCUGAGGAACCUGAACGACCCAGACUUCAACCCAGUCCAAGAGAUGAUCCACCUGCCCAUCUACAGACAUCUCCGGAGGUUUAUUCUCUCUGUGGUGGUGUUUGGUUCCAUAGUUUUGCUGAUGCUUUGGCUUCCUAUCAGAAUCAUUAAGCUGCUCUUCCCAGUCUUCCUUCCCUACAAUGUGAUGCUUUACAGCGAUGCCCCAGUUAGCGAGCUGUCAUUAGAGCUGCUGCUGCUUCAAGUUGUUCUGCCGGCACUGCUGGAGCAGGGUCACACUCGACAGUGGCUCAAACGGCUCGUCCACGCCUGGACUUUCACGGCCGGAUACAUGCUUGACCUCCACUCAUACCUGCUCGGAGAACACGAAGACGACGACGACGAUGACAACCAACCAAUCAACAAUCCUCCCGGUCGCCAUAACAACAACAACCGGAUCCCCGGCCUAGGGGAGGGGCUCCACGCUGCUCAUCAGGCUAUACUGCAGCAGGGCGGUCCCGUGGGUUUCCAGCCGUACCACCGGCCGGUCCACUUUCCCCUCAGGAUCAUCCUGUUGGUUGUUUUCAUGUGUGUGACGCUGCUCCUGGCUAGUUUCAUCUGCCUUACACUGCCCGUGUCUGUGGGUCGCUGGCUGAUGUCCUUCUGGAUGGGCAGUGCCAUGGUCCACGAGCUGUACACGGCAGCCAGUGGUCUCUACGUCUGCUGGCUGUCCAUUCGAGCCGCCACAGUGAUGCUGUCCUGGAUGCCACAGGGACGAACCGUCAUCAUGCUCAAAGUCCAGGAGUGGACGCUCAUGAUUCUGAAGACCGUUGUGGUGGCUGUGCAGUUAGCUGGAGUGAUUCCUCUGCUCUUGGGUCUGCUGUUUGAGCUCGUCAUUGUCGCUCCUCUCAGGGUCCCACUGGACCAGACGCCACUCUUCUAUCCCUGGCAGGACUGGGCGCUUGGCGUGCUCCAUGCUAAAAUCAUCGCCGCCAUCACACUGAUGGGCCCUCAGUGGUGGCUCAAAACUGUCAUCGAACAGGUGUAUGCUAACGGUAUUCGCAACAUCGACCUCUAUUUCAUCAUGCGCCGGCUGGCUGCCCCAGUCAUCUGCGUCCUACUGCUGUCUCUCUGUGUGCCCUACACCAUCUCUGGAGGCAUUACACCACUGCUUGGUGUGCAGCCAGAGAUGCAGACGCUGGUGGAGAGGAGGAUCUAUCCGUUCCUGCUGAUGGUGGUGUCUCUGUUGGCCAUCCUGUCCUUCCAGAUACGGCAGUUCAAACGCUUAUAUGAGCACAUCAAAAACGACAAAUACUUAGUUGGACAGAGACUGGUGAAUUAUGAACGCAAGGCGGGCAGGGGCGCGUCCGCCCCCUCCUACAGCACCUCCUCGUAGAGCUGACUCUGCUCUGGGAUCAGUGGAGCUGACUCGACGUCGAGCAGUGGGAGCUGCCAUCAGCUCCUGAGGUGAAACCCCUUUGCUUCCUCUCUGCUUGGCUGUCGGCUUCAAACUCCACCUCUAAGCUUCCGACUGAGUCCUGGUGCUCUUAUCAACUGCAGUCGCAGGUUUCGGAGACAAAGACCUGGAAGAGUGUCAACUUACAAACCUGUAAAAACCCUCAGCGUGAUUGAAACUCAGCAGAACCACCGCCUUGUUCAUCCUGUCUAAUGUGUCUGUUUUUGUCUUCAGUGCAGCUGACAUUUUAAAUUGGAAAAGGUUUUUGAUGAAGCCGGGUCAGUUAGCUUUUACCUCAGAUUGUGCUUCCCUUUGAAUGCCUGUUGUGAAAAAUUGUUUAGGUCACACUGCGUCUCUUAUGGGGACAUUUUCGGAGUUGUGGGGGAGAUAGUAGGACUUUAACGGGGGACAUCUUUGUGGUCCUGCUCUUGUUGUAGAGUUGUCUCAGACGGCACGCUUUCAUCAGGCUGAGGUUGUCAGUGAUAAGGAGGGACAUACAUCAUGUAGCAAUGUAAUUGUAUUAUUUUAUUUUAUUUUUUUAGAUAUUUUUACUAGAUGUGUUUUUCAUUGAUUUUAGUAAUACUUUUCUGGAGUGAGCAGUUAGAUAAUCCUCUGAGGAAUCCUUUGAACUACAGAUGUAGAGUGUACAGUCAGGACACUUUAUGUUUUACUACCUUCCCGAGCUUUUGGUUUCGUUACAGACACUUUCAAACUGGUCAAAUCCACCUUCGGGAGAUGAGAGCUUAUUCACUUGAAGGGGGGGGGGAGUCACAUGUUGAUGUGCAGCACAUACAAAGUGAGGCUUCAACUGAGAACAUUUAAACAGAAAAGCAGCCUUUCGGAAUUGUAUAAUGUGAUUGUGUAAUCCCCUUAGAGAUUGACACUGAUUGAACUAACAGUUAUGAGACAGCCGCUAAAACCGACUUUAGAUGACAAAACGCAGAUUUAUUUUCAAUAGAAAAGUGACGCAAGUGACUAAAAUGCAGGGUUUCCCCCAGGAAACCAGUGACUGGAUAUGGCCACUGUUUACCUUUUAUGUUUUAUACCUUCUAAAAAAACUCAGGUUUCUGGUUUUGUCUUUCAUCGCUGUCCCGUGCUAAUAUCAAUCUGUCAGGUUGUAACAAUGGUUGCCUACCCACAUGUAUGGCCUUUGUCGUGAGAUGUGUUCCAUCACACUCAAAACUAAACUUAAUUCAGUGACAACUGAGAAGUUGAAGAGUAAAGGGGGUCAUGGGAAAUAUGGUAGACGUGAUGUACACAGGGGAGAUUUAAAAUUCCAUUUUCUCAAAAAUGAUACAACAGAGUUACAAAGCAUUAUGCUAAUAAAGUCCAGAUAAAAGACUAGCCAAAUAAACAGCGUUGCUUAGCAUUAUUUGUUUCCCACACCUCUUCAGCUUCUUGAAUACUAACUCUGAAACACGUAUUUCUCAAUGGAACAGAAGUCAUAUUUAGAUUUACAAAGCGCUUAGUUUAAACAUACUAGAUUGCCUCCUGCUUUUGACAGUUAUGCUACAAUGACUUCCUUCAUACAUAGCUGGGUGCUUUUGAUUGGACAGAACUAAAACUGUUUUCUAACAAGAAGUUUUCACAUUAAUAGCAAACACAUUCCUGGUUUUCUGAUGGUGCAAUUGACCUGAUUCUGCAAAUCACAAGCGGGAAACUAGCUCAGGCCUGCCGAAUAACACGACACACACACUUUGUCAUUUACGCAUACCUGCUUCAGUUGGAUCCUGCUACUUUUUGCCUGACUGAUAAUGUUGUAUUUCAUAAAUGUAAUAAUUUCUUUUGACUGUAGCAGAGGCAGAUUUUAUUGCCGGCAAGGCUGCGAUGAAAGAAAUAUAUAAUUUGAUGGGUAGUGUCAAAAUGGAGAACAAUGAAGAAAUGCAAGAAUGCACAGAAACAAGAGUGAAUAAAUACUCACAAUUUUCUCCCAACUUUUUUCAAAAAAAUCACUUUCUGUGGAAAAAAAAAAAAAGUUAGAUGUUAAUGGGUUGUACUGUUCCUACAUUUCCCAAAAUGCAGUGUCUUUCUUUCGACCCUCCGUUCACAUCUUUCGAAUUCACAUCUUGUGAUGCAGACCUGAGCUAACCCUGAUGACAUCAUAAGAAUAAUCACCAUAUUCCCUGCCCUUUGUAAAGCAAGUCUCCAGCGCACUGUGCCGUUGGAAAUGUAGAAUAAUCUGUGCACCGAAAGAAAGACACGAAUGCUCGUCUACAGUCGGUGAAAUACUUAUGUUUCUUCACAUAAUUCAAAACACUAUAAAGUCUUGUGUUACACACCAGCGCAGCCUCGACCUGUGUGGUUAUGUUGGUGAGCAGUGCGUGCAGUUCAGCGUCUGAAUCAUGGGACGGCAGACUUUUGAGUUUUCCCUUUGUAGCCGUGCUCGUUCAGCUCAUUCUCUCUCCGGCAUUUGUGAAUCUGUACCUUUGCUGGUGACGUGACUCACUGAAACGUCCCCUCUGGCCCGACAGUCGGAGGCUGACCUUGUUGGUGUCUUUGAGGACGGGAGCAGGAGCUGAUGCACUCUCUGUCCACGUCGCUCGCGUCCAUCACAUACUGCCCGCUGAAGUGAUCCUGUCACCGAAUUCCCUUCUGGAGGCACGUCGAUGUGCCGUGGGUUCUUUUAGAGGAGCCCCCCCCCCCCCCCUUUUUUCUUUUUUUCUUUUACACCUUGCGAUUACUUCAGCACUUCUGGUCUACGGUUGCAGCUGCAACGGUCGAAAUGACGCUUCACAUACAGAGUGUAAAUGUGGCCCAGAAAUGUCACAGUUGGACGGUUUGAUUUUCAGUAGUGUGGUGAGGACACUAAAGCUAAACACUAAAUGUCCACCAGUGUUAAGUCUGUCAGGACAGUUUAACUGUGCCGCGUUUGAAGCUGCAGGGGACAGGAGCUGUAGUUUAGUCAGAGGAGCCCGUGGCUGCGUUGGUUUUCCGAUACUGACAGUCGAAAUACUUCUGGAUCCAACAGGAUUCUCUUUUGAACUUCGGCCGUCUCCUGACUGGCGGGAGCUGAGCAGUGAGCUGCGCUCCGACUCGCUCACUUCGAUUUUCUUCUUUGAUGAGGUGCAACGUUUCGGUUUGUGUAUCAGCAGGUAUUUCUGUGGAUGAGAAGUCGCAGGUUAGCGGAAGGAACUCUGAACGUCGCUCUGUGUUAUGACUGCAGACACUGAUGCUGUCGCAGGAGAUGGAUGCGUGUGAGGUGCAUUGUUGGGACGGUGGUGGACCUGCUGAUGAGUGACAGCAGUCGGUGUGCGUCAGCGGCUCGUCACCUCCUCCUCUUGUUCCUCUUCUCUCUCCACACCUCCGACCAGUUGCCCCUCGGUUGUCUUGCGGUUUGAAAGGAGAAAUGACAUCAUCUCGCUAUUACAGGUGGAAAGUCUCAUUGAUGAACACAAAAACGAAUCAACAAGAAAACAAAUAUGCAUACAUGUUGAGAUGAUACAUAAUCAGUGUCCAGGUGUUUCUCUCCCAGCGUCUCAUCUCUGCACAAUAAAACCGUAUCGAUAAAUUAAAACUUAAAAAAAAUUACUGAAGGCUUUUAGAUUAUUUCUAAUGACUGAAACCUGCCCCUUCCGUUGUUUAUGGGGAGAUUUUUAAAAUGUUUUUUAAGUUGUUGUUUUUUGUUGUUGUUGACAAUAAUAGUCGAGUAGGGAUUGAGAUGUUUUUUUGUUUUGUUUUCAUGCAAAUGUUUGAAUGUGUUGCACUUUAUUACACAGUUUGAAAUCAUCUCAGAAUCUGUUAAGUGGCUCGUGUGUUCUUCACUGAGAGGUGGCGAUAUUUUACUGUGGUGGCGACUGCACAACGGGUUUCACACAAAAGAUGCAUUUCGGUUGAGCAUCUGUUUUUUCAAUUUCUGCGUCUGCGUUGGGGGCGUUUUCAUUUUUUGACUUUGGUGAACAUAAACAGCUUUUCUAUUGAUUAGGGGAUUGUGAGUGACUUUAACCUCAGCGCUGACAGCCGCAGUGUUGCCAUGUGGAAUGCUCAAAUGAAAUAAAUAUGCGACGCUACGAAGUGACCUUUUUAUUUUCUCGUUGACCUGAGCCGGACACUUCCCAUUUUUGAUCUUGAAUUUCAAUUUCUAGAAUCACAUGAUUUCUAUUUUUAUAUAUGUGCAAAAAAAAAAAAAGGCCGUGGCAUGUACUGUAUCAUAAAGGUGUACACUUUUAAGGUCAAUUAAUUGUUGGUUCAUCAACAUGAAACAAUAAUAAAUCAUUUUUGAGUUCUUCAA
This is a messenger RNA of Scophthalmus maximus (turbot), 7311 nucleotides long. RefSeq names its product E3 ubiquitin-protein ligase MARCHF6-like. The record is from RefSeq and is a predicted model, not a curated record. NCBI's taxonomy places the organism in Eukaryota, Metazoa, Chordata, Actinopteri, Pleuronectiformes, Scophthalmidae. The transcript is spliced from 26 exons. The coding region runs from base 240 to 3023 and encodes 927 amino acids. Gene Ontology annotation, cellular component: endoplasmic reticulum membrane. Gene Ontology annotation, molecular function: zinc ion binding.